Dentiscutata erythropus is the source of this 1099-nucleotide messenger RNA. The record is from the annotation of a GenBank genome assembly. NCBI's taxonomy places the organism in Eukaryota, Fungi, Glomeromycota, Glomeromycetes, Diversisporales, Gigasporaceae.
AAUGGCGAGUUUUGACUUCAUUUUGACAUCAUUUAUUUUAUUAAUUUCGAAUCGAUUCGUUAUGCCUUGUCACGGCGAUACAAUUGUGAAGAUAAAUCAGGUUCGGCAAACUUGCAACGAUGAUUCGAAAUUGAUUGCUAUACGGGCUGUUGGUGUUUUUCCUGUUGAGAGCGACGAUCGCGAGUUAGAUCUGUCCUUAUUUAUUCCAAUGAAUGAUGAAGAGAGAGAUCCUAAUUCACAGUCAAUUUUUGAAUUAAAUGAGUAUUACUGCGUCGGUGGAAAAGUUGUACUUGGAAGUUAUAAUGGGAAUUUAAGAUUGAAAAUGACUGUCGCAUCAUCAACCCACCUCGCAAUCAAAAGAGACCUUGGUUCAAAUAGGUGUCCAUUAAAAGUUUCACUUGUUGGAGUUGCUCAAGAUGCACCAAAGGAGAUCAAUAAUGAAAACGCGAUAAUUAAUGUAUUAGUAAAUGAUUAUGCCGGGCAAGUUUAUAGUUUCACAAUUAAAAUCAUUUUUCCAUACUGUAAUUCUCGGUUUAAACAUUUAAUGAAUUCUUCUCGAUUGAACGAGUCAGUGCUUUUUGUCGUAGGGCAAAUGGAAAUUAUUGAUAAGGAUCUAUACGUAUAUGCCGUUGAUAUCUCUUUUGUUGAUAUUAGUUCUGUGACAAAGAAGAAAGUUUCUGUUUUUGAAAAUUCGCCAGCAUUGUAUAGAUCAGUUCGUUCAAGGCUUUUAACCAUACAUCAGAGUAUUAAUGAAGAUUCGUUUAAUGUAUCCGAGAUAAAAAAUUCUGAUCUUGGUAAAGAAAAAAGUGAGCGUGAAGUUGAUUUGAUUACCGAAGAUUCUCACGUAAUGAAACGUACAAGGUUGGAAGAUGAGAAAGACGAUUAUGUCGAGUAUGAUGAACAUGACAAUAAACAUAAAAACGAAAGUGCAAAUAUGGGUAAUGGGUACAAAGAUAAUAUUGCUUACGAUAGCAAGGGUUCCGGAUGUAGUUCUGAAGGGUCCUCCAAGGGCAAGGAUAAGGUGAUUCAAUCCGUAGUUCAUAAUACUAGACAACGUUCUGAACUGUUUAAAAAUGUUAACAGUAAUGAUAAAGUGUAG